AUGCAGACAUCGACUGCUGAGUCCGGCUUGGAUCCGGCCCCGCAAGCCUGUCAAUCAUGCAGGUCACGCAAGAGGAAAUGUGAUAGAGCACUUCCCAGAUGUGCCUCUUGUGCCAAACAUGAUCGACCAUGCGAAUACUGGAGGCCAGCUCCAACCCCUCGUUCAGUGACUGCAUGUACCCCCGAGAACCCAUGGUUCAUAUCCCCACCGAAUGAUGACAACCCGAAUAUCCAAUCGAUUGAUUUCUCCUCUAUACUAUUCCUUGAUCCUGGUUUGUUGCAGCAUGGAUUAGUGGAGACGGUUCGUUUCGCCCCGCCUGUCCCGCCGCAUAUUCUCCAUCUACUAGGUGACCUAGAUGAGAUCCGUUUGACUGCAGAGAGGUUCUUUAAUCAUAUACAUCGAUGGAUGCCAUUUAUAUCCAAGAAGCGAUUCUAUGACCUUUAUCUGCUGCCUUCAUUCCAAACACGAUCCGAAUUAGUCUUACUUUUCCUGGCAAUGAAGCUUAUCACGACCUUUCCACCGACUGGUUCACAGAGUCAUCGUACAGCGCUAUAUCACGCAGCUAAGCAUUUCCAUCUGAUGACGGAAGAGUGUCUAUCCAUAUUAGUACUACAAGCGGGGCUUCUGAUAGCACUGUAUGAGCUUGGGAAUGGAAUAUACCCAGCUGCAUACCUGUCGAUCGGAGCGUGUGCGAGGUAUGCUUAUGCAUUGGGGAUCAAUGUUUGUGAGACAGUGCCCAAAAAGAAAGUGCUCACUCUUGUUGAAGUUGAGGAGAGGAGACGAGUUUGGUGGGCCAUUGUUGUUCUAGACCGGUUUAUAAGCAUUGGGUGCCCAGGGCGUCCUUUCGCAACGGCUGAUCCAAAACUUGAUGAUUUGUUACCAUCUGAUGAUACUGCGUGGGAUGAAGGGAUCGUUAGGCCGGACAGACUUUCGGCUCUCUCAUAUCCGACGGCAGGAAAUAUGAGCAAAUUUGCCCUGGUUUGUCAGGCUGCUCGCCUUUUAGGUCAAGUCCUCCACUUUCUCUCUCAUGAUCCGGCUAGCCAAGAUGGUGCUUGGCAGCAACUUGAUCGUACAUUGCAUUCAAUGCUCACGGCUGCGUUGAACAUCGACGACCCAGAUUAUGACCAGAUCACAUUUAUCUACAGUGCCUUGGUUGCUCUGUACACACCCUGGAUAUCGUCUAAUGCGAAUAAAAAAAUCGAUAACGAUUACGCUCAGCAAGCCAAUCUUACUUUGCAACAAAUUAUCGAUCGAACCAAUGCAAACUUGAUCGAGCGUCAAUGCUUUCUUGGUCGUAACCCAGAAGACAUAUCCCCUUGGGGCCUAUACUUUGCGUACCGAAUCUGUAGUGCACAUAUGCAUCCUAGCAGAAGUUCUGACAACGCCGAUGUGAGUAAGACUCUUUGUGAAACUCUCCAGGUCAUUGAUAUGCGUUGGGGUGUCGCAGGUGUGUAUCUUCAACUACUGGAAGCACAGGAGGCGAUCCACCAACUUGAAGGAAGUUGA
Messenger RNA from Penicillium malachiteum, 1506 nucleotides. Its product is annotated as Zn(II)2Cys6 transcription factor. The coding region runs from base 1 to 1506 and encodes 501 amino acids. Gene Ontology annotation, biological process: DNA-templated transcription; regulation of DNA-templated transcription. Gene Ontology annotation, cellular component: nucleus. The transcript is spliced from 5 exons. Gene Ontology annotation, molecular function: zinc ion binding; DNA binding; DNA-binding transcription factor activity, RNA polymerase II-specific. Lineage: Eukaryota; Fungi; Ascomycota; Eurotiomycetes; Eurotiales; Aspergillaceae. The record is from RefSeq and is a predicted model, not a curated record.